Messenger RNA from Sitophilus oryzae (rice weevil), 1089 nucleotides. RefSeq lists its product as uncharacterized. The transcript is spliced from 6 exons. The record is from RefSeq and is a predicted model, not a curated record. Lineage: Eukaryota; Metazoa; Arthropoda; Insecta; Coleoptera; Curculionidae. Bases 1 to 1053 code for a protein of 350 amino acids.
AUGGAUAAUCUUAAGUCAAUGGGAACAUCUUCCAAAAGGAUAGGUUAUCUUUACGGCCUAAAGAACAAGAGCCUAAGAAAAGCUUUCAUGAACUACUGGAGAAAAAAGCAGACGAAGAACGAAGUGAACCACGAGAUACAGGCACGAACCCCUAGCACGUGCGGUUCACGUAGACCCAGCCUUACCCCGUUCGGUCUGUUCGCCAAGAACGCCACUGUGUCUAGGAGGAUGUCUGAGACCUUGAUAGACGUCAACAGAUCACUGAAGAAUGGCAACAGGAGCAGGAUCAAGAGAAUCACCUCAGAUUUGAUGUGGAGACCGUCAUCAGCUACCAACCUCAAUCUUUCGCCAAAAGAAGAAACCCCGCCCAAGCCAAUCAAGCAGACGAUAAGCUGCAACACUCUACGAGUUCCAGAAGAAGGAGCAACAUCUGUUACAGUGCUAGAGGAAGAUAUUCGGAUAGCUUUCGAAAAGGAAGGGAAAGCCGAUUCUCCCAGUAAGCCGUACAGUCCGGGAGUGUUUCUGAAAACGUUCUUCAAAUUCGACCAGGAGAAAGUGACUAAAAAGCCCAAAGAUCCAACGGAAACUAGCCCUAAAAGAUCACCAAGAAUCCUAAUCACAAGAGCAUACUCCGAGGAGAGCGAAAAAAAUUCACAAGGCAAUUCACCAAGUAAAGAUAUAAACAGGAAACAUUCCAAUUCAGCAUCGAAUCUUGUAGAGAAGAAAUGGAGGACAAUAAAAUAUGAGGAUGAAGAUUCUGACAGCGAUGGUGCCAAGUCCAGUAUUACCAUGAAACCUCUAUUAGAUAGCACAACCAGUAACCAAUCAUCUGAGUCAUCGGAAACAUCGGAAUCUUCAGAAAAAAUAUUCAUGAAUAUUGAUAGCAGAAGAGUCUCGAUAGAAGCCUCUGAGUCCGAAACCAAUGACGAUCAGCUCCUUCUAACGUGGAACUGGCACAAAAAGUACAAUAAGCCUGAGGACGCCCGUCGUGUACCCAAAUCACUCAAAAUAAAAAGCAACCUCAUAACAACUACCAAAGAAAUAGUACUUUAAGUCAAAAUACUCAAGUAUUACCUCACAGUACGUCUG